This is a messenger RNA of Phytophthora nicotianae INRA-310, 966 nucleotides long. RefSeq lists its product as hypothetical. The transcript has 2 exons. NCBI's taxonomy places the organism in Eukaryota, Oomycota, Peronosporomycetes, Peronosporales, Peronosporaceae. The record is from RefSeq and is a predicted model, not a curated record. The coding region runs from base 1 to 966 and encodes 321 amino acids.
AUGCAACGCGUGUAUAGUGAUCCAGACAAGAGUAGUCUGCGUUGGAAACCCUUAGUAAAGCGCAAUGCGCAAACGCAAGUCAACACCUCUAGUCUUCGCGACCCGAAUGCUACUGACGAAAAAGGCGACACUUCAACGAUUGGAGGACCAAAGCUCCGGGCGAUCUUGGCUCACCAAGUCGAAGUGGACAAGAAUUUACGCCGCAUUCUGCACAAACGUUCCCUAUUACAGGGAAUGGACUUUGUUUUCGGGAACGAACCCACAUCGAGGUACUCGUUCACUGCGUUUGAGAACAACAAGUCGAUCAUAGAUCACUUGGAACAGAAAGUGGCACAGCUUUACUUGGACUCGGAAACCGUGUUUCAAAGCGGACCACCGCCUUCUAUCAGCUGCAGUAUGCAGAUGAAAUACAUCGAAGCUUUCGGCAUGACAGCGGAGGCCCUGUCAACGACACCCGUACCGUGUUCGAUGGAGGUGGCCGCUGAUAUUUGCUGGAAGGACUUGAGUAUUCCUCGUCCUUGUCCGGAGAAAUGGGCACGUUGUAUGAAAAGCAGGCAACCGCAUUCGCACGAGAAGAAUUGGAUCCUCGCGCUGCAGUGCCAGUCGUACGUGAAACAAGUCAAGGGCGUUCAGUUCCUGCGAAAGUACAUUGAACCGAAUCGUAUCGUGAUUAUCAAGGCGGACAUGAUGACGCUCAAUAACGAAGGACUGCAGUUUCGUGACCAGACGUGGACUAUCAUCUCUCGUGCUCAGACUAAACCGAACGCUGCUGUGGUGCGAGUGUGUGAGCAAAUGUUCUUGGACCGAGAAGCCAGUGAAAUAGCAACCUCACGUCCGGAAGAUAUUGACUAUGCGCAGAAUGUAGUGCUUAAGAAUUUGAACUGGAAGCUGAGGGAGCACACCACACACCUACAGGACCAGCUGAUUGAGGAGACGCAAAACUUUGGGAUGGUACCGGCAGCGUAG